Molecule: messenger RNA, 725 nt
Organism: Telopea speciosissima
Lineage: Eukaryota; Viridiplantae; Streptophyta; Magnoliopsida; Proteales; Proteaceae
Product: glycine-rich protein A3-like
Exons: 2
Coding region: 80-613 (177 amino acids)
Source: RefSeq, a predicted model, not a curated record
AAAGUUUGCGUUCUAAGGAUUAUCUCUAACAGUUCCAUUGCCUAUUGGUUUCUUUAACAUCAGUCUUAAGGCAAGGGAUAUGGGAGGUGGGAAGGACAAGCAUGAUGAGGAAUCUGACAAAGGCUUUGGACAUCACCAUGGACAUUACCCCCCACAACCUGGGGCUUACGCUUACCCCCCACAACCUGGGGCAUACCCUCCACAAGGUUACCCUCCUCAAGGAUAUCCUCCACAGGGUUACCCUCCUCAAGGAUAUCCUCCACAAGGCUACCCACCAGCAGGAUAUCCCCCUCCUGGUGCUUACCCUCCAGCUGGUUAUCCAGGCCCGUCUGAUCCACAUCAUUCAGGGCAUGGACCUGGAAUGGGUACAUUGCUAGCGGGUGGUGCUGCUGCUGCCGCUGCCGCUUAUGGAGCCCACCAUAUGUCUCAUGGUUCCCAACAUAUGCCACAUGGUUAUGGUCAAAUGGCAUAUGGAUCUGUUCAUCAAUCACAUGGAGCCCAUUAUCAACAUGGUAAGCAUGGCAAGUUCAAGCACGGGAAGCAUGGACACUUUGGUGGAAAGCAUGGUGGGAAGUUCAAAAAGCAUGGGGGAAAGUUCAAGAAGUGGAAGUAAAUCUUGCUAUUAGCAAGAAACGGCCUUGGUAGUACCUUUCUCUCCUGCAUUUUCUGAUUCUGGAUUUAGAACUCUUCUUUUUCCAUGAAGGCCUGAAGUCCUCUUUGAGGGC